CCCAAACAAACACGGAUUUAGCUCACUUGCUCUACACCAGUCGCUGUCCUAUCAUCCUUACUCCCUAGCUUCCCCUUCAUUAAAAAAAAAAAUCCUCCCUAUAUCAACAGCUAGAUUUAAAGGAAAGACAAUAGUAAAUAAGCCCCAAAAUGGUUCGAGCUGUUUUCUACGACGACAAGGGGCUGAAGAAAGGCGCGUGGAGCAAAGAAGAGGACGAGAAGUUGCGGGACUACAUCCUCCGAUACGGCCACUGGAACUGGCGCCAGCUCCCAAAGUUCGCCGGCUUGUCUAGGUGCGGAAAGAGCUGCAGGCUUCGCUGGAUGAACUACCUUCGCCCUGACCUGAAGCACGGCAAUUUCACCAAAGAAGAAGACGAUCUCAUCUUCCAACUCUACCAACAGCUCGGAACCAAAUGGUCAGCAAUAGCUUCCAAGAUGCCCGGAAGAACAGACAACGAGAUUAAAAACUACUGGCACGCGCAUCUCAAGAAGCGAGUAGGGUGGACAGCUGCUGCGGCGUCGGCGGCGCCGAAGAAUGAGAACAGAUCUUCGUCGUCUUCACUCGGCAGUCAAACCCGUGGAGAGAUAGAUGACAUGGACGCCGAAGGUGCCACUUCAUCUCCUGGGAACAUGAUGAUGACAAUCUCUCCUCCCAUACUCGAGAGCUCCCUAUUGUCGUCACCGGCUGCCUCCUCGUCCUGCGGCGCUGAAUCGCAGCCGGUGAAUGCCGCCGUCGAAAGUUGGGAAGAUGGGAUUUAUAGUUAUGAUUACCAAAAUUGUUAUGAGACGAUAAUUAGUGGUUGCGGUGGUGGGGAUUUCUGGAGCGAGCCAUUUGUGGUGGAUGAUGGUACAGUAUUAUACGGUGGCGGCGAGAGUUAUAACAGUGACCAGCCAUAUCUUUUUUCGUGGGUAGGAGGAGAUGAUGAUGACGACAUAUCGCUAAUGUACCGAGUGAUGCAAGAGCUUCCAGACACUACUACUACGCCGUGUCUCUUAUGAGAGCUUUAAUCAAGUACAGGUGUCCCGGACCCUUCUUUGGGAUAUAUAUGUUCUUUUAAGAGAGAACCUUUUCUUUAAUUGAUCUUCUUUGACCUACUUACAAAUCGUGCCGGGGGAUUAGCUUAAUUAAUGAUUAAACCCAAUAGAAUAUAAUUAUUAAAGUGUGAUAGCUAGCUGGAGACAUCAUCUAGAGUUAUCUCCAGAUACAUUUAAUAAAAUAUAACAAUUGUG
Molecule: messenger RNA, 1229 nt
Organism: Linum trigynum
Lineage: Eukaryota; Viridiplantae; Streptophyta; Magnoliopsida; Malpighiales; Linaceae
Source: the annotation of a GenBank genome assembly